CCCGGAUGCUGCUCGCACCGGAAGAGAAGGGGCAGCUCUCCCAGCCAUCUUGUGGCAGCAUCCAGCGAUCCGGUCGCAUCAAGCCUCGUAGAAUCGGAGGUGAAUCCCGCUGAAGGGGCGCCAUCAUGCCCGGACACCUGCAGGAAGGCUUCGGCUGCGUCGUGACCAACCGGUUCGACCAGCUAUUGGACGACGAGUCCGACCCGUUCGAGAUCCUGAAAGCCGCCGAAAACAAGAAGAAGGAGGGGGCCGCCGCUGGCUCCGCCAAGACCGCGGCUCAAGCCGCCAAGCAGCCUAAGAAGGAGUCACAGAAGGACAGAAAAAACCCGCUGCUGGACAAGAAGGAGGAGACCCAGGCGCCGGUUCCCCUCAAGAAGGAAGGAAUCAGGCGAGUCGGCAGGAGGCCGGACCAGCAGGGCCAGUCUGGACCGCCACACCAGGGCGGGCAGGGCGAGGGUCGCUCCGGGGACAAGCGGCCGGACCGGAGACCUCCCCGGGAGCGCCGUUUCGAGAAGCCUGCCGAGGACAAGCCUGAAGGUGGCGCCGACUUCUCUGCAGACAAGCCUUCUGGAGACCGGCCCCCCAGAGGGCGUGGUGGCGGCCGGGGUGGGCGUGGUGGAAGAGGACGGGGCAUGGGCCGAGGCGAGGGCUUCGAGUCGCGUGGGAAACGGGACUUCGACAGACACAGCGGCAACGACAAAUCCAAUCAGAAGAGCGAGGAGAAGCGCGGCGGCGGCGGCUCGCACAACUGGGGCAACGUGAAGGAUGAAGUGAGCGAGGCUGAACAGACGGCUGCUCCUGAGACGACCCCGGAGGGAGAGGAGGCCGCCCCCGCCGGCUCCGAGAACAAGGAGAACGAGGUGGAGGAGGUGAAAAACGAAGGACCACGAGAGAUGACCCUGGACGAGUGGAAGGCCAUGCAGGACAAGGAGCGCACCAAGGUGGAGUUCAACAUCCGCAAGCCCAACGAGGGCGCCGACAGCCAGUGGAAGAAGGGCUACGUGCUGCACAAGUCCAAGAGCGAAGAUGUGAGUGAGAGGCCUGUUGGCGCUUUGAUUGACUCCUCAGAGACGGAAGCAGAAACACACACUCUCUACCACAAGGGCGCCGCCGACGAGUCCGGCGACCACCAUUUCCGCAAACCAGCCAACGACAUCACAUCCCAGCUGGAGAUUAACUUUGGAGACCUGGGGCGCCCCGGCCGCGGGCGUGGGGGCGCGCGCGGCGGCAGAGGGGGCCGCGGCGGGGGAGGCAACAGGACGGCGCGUGGGGGAGGACGCUCCGAAAAGGCCAGCGGAGUGUCGGUGCCCAACGUGGACGAUCCCGAGGCGUUCCCCGCCCUGGCCUGAGGGCCUCCUCUUCCACCACCAGCCCACCCAUCAGCCCUUCCGGGGCCCCUCCUCUACGAGGCUUGCAUGCUUACCACAUCUUCAAGUAUAUAAAACAACGAGAGAGAGAGAAAAAAAAAAUUUUAAUGACAAAAAAAAAAGAAAACGAGACAGUCAUCCCAUACCACUCACACCACCAGAGGACUCAGAUUUUACCUGUUUUAAAGGAGAACAAA
Salarias fasciatus (jewelled blenny) is the source of this 1564-nucleotide messenger RNA. RefSeq names its product SERPINE1 mRNA binding protein 1b (gene serbp1b). Gene Ontology annotation, cellular component: cytoplasm; nucleus. Lineage: Eukaryota; Metazoa; Chordata; Actinopteri; Blenniiformes; Blenniidae. Gene Ontology annotation, molecular function: mRNA 3'-UTR binding. The record is from RefSeq and is a predicted model, not a curated record. The coding region runs from base 126 to 1349 and encodes 407 amino acids. The transcript has 9 exons.